AUGGCGACUAAGUCAAACGGUGAUGUGCCAUUUGUGGAAAACUUAAAAGUGGUCAAUUUUUACGACAAGGAAAGUUCAAGUAGACAAAUGGAAGAAACAGAGAAACCUGCAAAAAGAAAACGAUACAGACCAAACGCUGCGUUAAAAGAGCGUGAACGUCAACGAGUAUUUCGCGCAGCAUUUGCCACGUUAAGAGAACAUCUGCCUUUAGAUUCAUCGAAAAAAAUUCCAAAGAGAGACAUCUUACGACUUGCUGCUCAGUACAUCAAGUAUUUAACUUCUCUUCUCGAUCAACCUGAUAUACGUUAUCUCAUAGACGGUAACAUGUGA
Molecule: messenger RNA, 330 nt
Organism: Xenia sp. Carnegie-2017
Lineage: Eukaryota; Metazoa; Cnidaria; Anthozoa; Malacalcyonacea; Xeniidae
Product: helix-loop-helix protein 2-like
Exons: 2
Coding region: 1-330 (109 amino acids)
Biological process (GO): regulation of transcription by RNA polymerase II; developmental process
Molecular function (GO): protein dimerization activity; RNA polymerase II transcription regulatory region sequence-specific DNA binding; DNA-binding transcription factor activity, RNA polymerase II-specific
Source: RefSeq, a predicted model, not a curated record